AUGGCCUCCUCUACGUCUGCACCACCGGGCAUCUCGGCCCGCCGCGCUGCUUUUGGUGGGCAGCUGUCGACUCCUGACGGGGCGACCACCAGCGUACCCGCCUCGAGAUCGACACCCACGACCCAGAGUUCGCACACAAAUACGUCUGCAUCCACUCGCAAUGAGCAAGCCAAGUCAUCGGCCUCGACCAACACCCCUUCACGAGCUGGCAAAGGCAAAGGCCCGGCAUCGUCCUCGCGAUCGAAGCAGCCCCAGUCCACCUCGUCCUCGUCCCAGCGCGGUCAGAGCGGAAACGGGAAUAAGCAGAAUAACCACGUCACGUCAAGCCUCGAAGGCGUCCUGUCCCCUUCUCAAGCCGCACUCGAUGCCGCCGCUAUGGCCCAGGCGACCCAAGAAGAGGAAGAGACCAUCUGCCUUAUCUGUGCGGACACGGCGACGUUCUGGGCCGUGGGGGUGUGCAACCAUCGCACAUGCCAUACGUGCUCCAUCAGGCUGCGUGCCCUGUACAAGAAAAAGGAGUGCACCUUGUGCAAGGUCGGUCCGCAUCUGCCUGCUGCGAUCUGCCCACUCCACCCUGCCUUUCAAUCUUAAGCUGACAUACCGGGUGGCGUGCUCUUUCCUACAGACCGAGUGUGAUCGUGUCGUCUUCACUUCAUCCCCCGAUCGUCCUUACCUAGACUUUCCAGACUCCGUUGUGCCCUUUUCCGAUGCCAAGGUCAGUCGAGCGCAGACUUGUCUCGCUUGUGCCCGUUCGGCGGCUGACAAAGCACGUUCCACCUUUCACCGCCAGCUCGGCAUCUCGUUCGAGACACGCGAGCAAAUGGACGACUCUCUCGCUCUGUUGCGGUUCAACUGCCCUAUAUCGACGUGCGAUUCCAUCUGCCUCGGUUGGGGAGACCUCAAGCGCCACGUGCGCUCGUCCCAUCAAUCCAACCUAUGCGACCUGUGCUGCAGCAACAAGAAGAUUUUCGCCCACGAACACUCGAUGUUCGCCAACAGGGAGCUAAAUCAACAUAUUCAGAACGAUCACAACAGCUGCGAGUUUUGCCGGAGGGCUUUUUACGAUGCCGAUCAGCUGUACGCCCAUUGCCGUGAUGCGCACGAAGAGUGCUUCAUUUGUGUCAGGCAAGGGAUACGGCACCAGUACCACCUCAACUACUCCCAGCUGGUCAGUGGUGUCUUCUCCUCCUACUGCUUCCUUUCCGUUCCAGACGCUGACAGUCUUCCGAUCUUGCUCUGCUGAUGACGAUCCACAGGAGGCACACUACAAAGCGGCUCACUACCUGUGCCCCCAUCCCACAUGCCUGGAGAAAAAGUUUAUCGUCUUCGAGACCGAACUCGACCUUCAAGCCCACGCCGUUCAGGAGCACGGUGCCGCCCUCGCUGGCGAUCAACGCUCUCGACGUGAUGCUCGAAGAAUCGAGACCAACUUCACCUACGAGGCAGCGGACGCUGGGCCUCCAAUGGGUGGCAGGGGUGGACGUGGUGACACCCGUGGUGGUCGAAGAGGCGGUAGAGGAGGCGGAUCGGGUAGAGAUGGGGGUCGACGGACCGAUGCGGCUCCUGCCGCUGCCGCGUUCGUCUCAACGACCGAUGCGCCGAACCGGAGUAGGGUCAUCCCCGGCCUGGGUCCAGCCGCAUCGCUGACGAACGGAUCGACCUCGCGAACCAAUCGGUUUGGUGCAGCUCUGACCAGCGACAGUAACCCCGCUUCGGCUCCUUCGUCGGGACGAGCGACUCCGGACCCUACGACGGUGGAACGGCACGCACAAGUAAUGCGCCUCGUCGCUGAUGCGGUCGCAGGCUCGGAAGCCAAAGCAACGUCUUUCAAAUUGGCGAUUCGCGCCUUCCGUGCGAACGAGGUCUCGGCCGACGAUCUCGUCGAUCAGCUGUGGAACGUGUUUGAUCAAGAUGCCGACAAGGCCGAGCCGAUCGUCAAGGGAGUCGCUGGACUCAUGGAGGAUGCCGACAAGAAGGCGGCGCUGCAUGCAGCCUGGCGAGAUCGACGGAUUGAGGUGAGCACUCUUCUUUAAUUACAGUGUUCUGGCACGACAACUAACAUUCUCCGAUCGGUCCCUCGACAGCAAAACCAGUUUCCCUCUCUGACGGCGCUAGCCCCGACGCUCCAUGGUGUCCCCACCACGACGAACAACUCUUCGCCUCGUGCGCUCAACUCUCGUUCGACCCGCGACCAGCGUGAUCCCAACAUUUGGGCCCGAGUCGAGCAAGCGGCGAACCGUCCCGGUGCGAUCGUUUCGGCUAACCCGUUCCCCGCUCUUUCGAGUGCACGGAACGUCGUCCCUGGUAUGGCACCUCGUCAACCCGCCCGAGGGGUAGGUCAUCAUACUCCCUGGUCAGCAUCCGCUUCAAGUAGCGGUGCCGGUUCUUCGACACCAACGCCGCCAGCGACGAGAUACCCUUCACCUUCCCCGACGUUGGGUGCGAUGCCACCACUCCGAUCCUCGGCUCAUCCACCCUCGUCCACGCCGGUGACUCGACAAGCACCACCCCCUUCGAUCGCUCGUCGCACCGAAUUUCCUUCCUUGCCCGUCUCGACGACCGAGAUCGAUCGUCGGGCCCGGAUGCGCGCCGCGAUGGGGAAACCGAGUCAAACUAUUCUCGAUGGAUCACCCUCGAACGAAAGGAGUGCGAGCCCAUGGGGUCCAGGCAAUUCGAGGGACGAACAGGAAGUGGACGUCGAGACGAAUGAGGGUGUCACUCAGGGAGUGGAUAAGAAGAAGAAGAAAAAGACCAAGGUGUUGUUGAUGAGUCGUGGGAUGCAUCAUGCAUAG
Messenger RNA from Microbotryum saponariae, 2792 nucleotides. The record is from the annotation of a GenBank genome assembly. Lineage: Eukaryota; Fungi; Basidiomycota; Microbotryomycetes; Microbotryales; Microbotryaceae.